This is a messenger RNA of Ornithorhynchus anatinus (platypus), 1335 nucleotides long. Its product is annotated as dual specificity protein phosphatase 22. Lineage: Eukaryota; Metazoa; Chordata; Mammalia; Monotremata; Ornithorhynchidae. Gene Ontology annotation, biological process: positive regulation of JNK cascade; transforming growth factor beta receptor signaling pathway; protein dephosphorylation. Gene Ontology annotation, cellular component: cytosol. The transcript has 8 exons. The record is from RefSeq and is a predicted model, not a curated record. Gene Ontology annotation, molecular function: protein tyrosine/serine/threonine phosphatase activity. The coding region runs from base 202 to 756 and encodes 184 amino acids.
CCAAAGAAUAUAGAGCAUCUCCCGCUCUUUUAGUGUUAUUAUUAUCGUGAUCCGGCUAAUAAAUCCUUGUCUAGUGCCUCCCCCUCCUCCUCCUCCUCCUCUCUUCUCUUCCUCCUCCUCCUCCUCGUGUUGUAACAUGCAAUUAGUGAUCCUGCAACCAAAUUUCCGGGGGUGCUAAAGUUCAGUUCGCUUAGAGUCACCAUGGGGAAUGGGAUGAACAAGAUCUUGCCUGGCUUGUACAUUGGCAACUUCAAAGAUGCUAGAGAUGCAGAGCAACUGAACAAGAAUAAGGUUACCCACAUUCUCUCCAUCCACGAUAGUGCUCGGCCUAUGCUUGAGGGAGUUAAAUACUUGUGCAUUCCUGCUGCCGACUCACCAUCUCAGGACUUGACCAGGCACUUCAAAGAAAGCAUCAGAUUCAUUCAUGAGUGCCGGCUUAGGGGUGAGAGCUGUCUUGUUCACUGCCUGGCGGGGGUGUCCCGGAGCGUGACGCUGGUAGUUGCCUAUGUUAUGACCGUCACUGACUUUGGCUGGGAGGAUGCACUGCACACUGUCCGGGCAGGACGAUCCUGUGCUAAUCCCAACAUGGGCUUCCAGAAGCAGCUCCAGGAGUUUGAAAAGAAUGAAGUUCAACAGUUUCGGCAGUGGCUGAAGGAAGAGUAUGGAGAAAGCCCUCUGAGAGAUGCAGAACAAGCCAAAAGCAUUCUGGCAAAACCUGGAUGUCUGAAAUAUUUGACAUUAUUAAGAAGAUUGUAAUGUAUUGUUGGAGAAUUCUGCUUAUUGUAAUAUUCCGGAAGUUGGUUUUUGCAUUCCUGCACUUUCUUGGAUUCUAAAAAUCUCUGUAUUUGGAGUCGUACUGCCCAAAAGGCCCCACCCUGUAGUAGUUUUCUCUAUAUGAGAUUCUAAAUGUAGAACAAUAUUUUAUAGGCUUUUUUAUUAAAAAAAAUGCUCUCAAAAUUUCAGGGCCAGGGUUACUAUUUUAACAAAAGAAGAAGAAAGUAUUUUCAUGUUAAAACUACAGCUUUAGUUGGAUGAUUGGGAAAACAUGACAGUAGAGAUUUUAUCCAAUAUCCUGUGACUGUUGUUGUUAAUAAUGAUUGCUCCUUACAACUGCAUAACUGAAAAUAUCCCAGGUCAUGAAAACUUUAAGCCAUGAGAACCCACUGUCAUAGAAUGCAGCAUUAUUAAGUCAGCAUCAAGGAAAGUUUCUGUCCCGUUUGCUUUUUCUUUGUGGUAUAUAUUCUUUCUAGUAUGUAUUUAUAUUCUUUCUAGUAUGUAUUUAAUAAAAUCGAUGUGUUUUUAUAAAUAAAGAUCAACUUUGUUAACUAACUGAAA